Molecule: messenger RNA, 3003 nt
Organism: Passer montanus (Eurasian tree sparrow)
Lineage: Eukaryota; Metazoa; Chordata; Aves; Passeriformes; Passeridae
Gene: CCDC69
Product: coiled-coil domain containing 69
Exons: 9
Coding region: 210-1121 (303 amino acids)
Cellular component (GO): cytoplasm; nucleus
Molecular function (GO): microtubule binding
Source: RefSeq, a predicted model, not a curated record
GCCCGCGGCUCGGGGGUGCAGAGCACCCUCUCCCGGCGCUGCCUGUCAGCAGCUGCCGGACGGUUUUAUUACUUUUUUUUUUAAUUAUUUUUUUUUCUGCCUGCCAGCUGGGGCGGCUCAUCCCGUCCCGUGCCGUCCCCGAGCGGUGCCGCUCGCCGCGGGAUGCCGCGCCCCGCGCCCCGCGGCUGAGCCGGUCCCGCCGGGGCUCCAUGGGCUGCACCGGCAGCGCCCUGCGCUGCUGCCCCGCCGGUGCCGAGAGACAGCUAAAAGCCCAGCAGAAGAGAGGAUCAGCUUCCCAGGAGCUCUCGGCCUUGAAGACACAGAAUGCCAAUGCCUGCCUGCUUCCUGAGCACGGGGAGAAGGCAGCACGGCCAGAGGAGUGGGCGGACGGUGCGAGAUUCCUCCAAGGCCAGGAGGAGGAGGAGGAGCAGCGGCUGCGGGAUGCCGGCCAGGCAGGCACUGCCAGCAUCUCCCAGGACACUGAGAUCCAGGGAAAAGAGCUGGAGCUGAAGGAACAGCUUGAUGCCCUGAGGAGAGAGCACACAGAAACCCUGCAAGAGCUCCAGGGAGCACAUGAGCAGGAGAAGCUGCUGCUGACAGAGUCCCACCACAGGUCUGAGGCAGCCUUACAGGAGAAAAUUCAGGCACUGAAUUCCCAGCUGAAAUCCUUCCAGGACAGGAUGAAGCGGGUGGAGGAGUCACUCUUGAGGACAGACUACAAGAAGCACAUCCAGGAGCACGGGAGCCCCAGCCCCUUCUGGGAGCAGGAGCUGGAGAGCCUGCACUUCGUCAUCGAGAUGAAGAACGAGCACAUCCAUGGCCUGGACAAGAAGCUGCUGCACCUGGAGACUGUGGAAGAGAGGAACCUUCUGCUGGAGGAGAAGGUGAAAACUCUCCAGCAGGAGAACGAGGACCUGCAAGUUCGCACCCAGAACCACUUGGUCAUGGCGAGGCAGCUGUCCGAGGAGCUCCAGGCCGCCCGCGGGGCGCUGGAGAAGGAGGCGCAGCUGCUGGAUCGGGCUCGCCGCGAGAAGGAGGAGCUGCUGUACCGAGUGCUGCACGCCGGGGACGGCACGCCCUUCCCCGUGGCUACCGGCGAGGUGCCCCUCAUCGCCACGUAGCACCGACGGCACCGAGCGCUGCCCGGUGAGCCCAGCGCUGCUCUCACCGUGCCCCCAGCCCGGGCAGGGCUCCGGGCUGGCCGAGCCCCGGGGCGCUCACGGACCGCAGCGAUGGAGCAUGUCACGGGACAUUACUCCUGCGUUUCCCCAGCCCGUGUGGGGCUGCAGAGGGACCCUGGCCUCCCACCCACGCAGUGCCUGCACCUCACCUGGUGAGGGGGUGACUGGGGGUGAAAGGGGUCAGCCAGGACACACGGACUUGCAUCGGGCUGGAUCUGAUCCAGCACUUGGCUCUGAAUAUAAACAGCACCAAUGCUGCCCCAGGGCAUGAGAACGAUGAGGAGGCCACCAGGACAAGCACCAGGAGGAUGAGGAGGGCACUGGGGAUAUGGUGUUAACCUCACCAGGCAGGGCUCUCAUCCAUGCCCUCCUAUUGCCAUCACCUCUUCCACCUUCAGCAAAUGUCUCCCAGGCACAGCUCCUGCAGCUCAGGCAUGUCCCAGCUCACUGUCACGAAGACCCCAAGCCCUGCUUGUCCCUGCUGCCCAUCAGCAACACCACCAGUCCCAUCUUCUCCCCCAAAAUCUGGAUAGAGGCUGGAGCUGCACAUCAGGGAGCAGAGCAUCCUCCCAGGGGGUACCAGGCUUUGGUUGUCACAUCCCUCUGCUCGAGGCAGGACAUCCCCAUCUGGAAGAUGCUGCCAGCAUGGCUGUGGGUCAGGGCUGGAUGCACACAAGCACUUUUCCCUGGGUGCACAAGUGUGGUGGGAGUCACUGCUCUGGGGCUGUCACAGCCCUGUCCCCUCCCCAGGGCUGUUUAGCCAGAGCUGCACACAUGUGUGUGUGUGGGUGUGUGUGUGCACCAGCCAAGGUGCUGCUGGCUGUAACCAUUACAGAUCUGUAAGAAGCAGCAGCCUCAGGAAUCCCAUGUCAGUGGUUUGGGGGACUGGUGGAGGAGUGUCCCAGAGUGGGGCUGUGAGCUCCACACCCCAUACAGUGGGAAGAAGGGGAAGGGUGGGAGCUGGCACCACAAAGACUCCACAAGGAAACUCCAGAUGAGGCCCUUAAGGGGUACCAGAUGUUUCCUGCUCCUUCCCUCUUUUCCUUCAUUUCAAUGGGCUCCCAGCUCAGGGCAGACCCGGACCCUCCCAGCAUCAGGGCCACUGCAUCAGCCACUUCCGUCCUUUGUGCUGACCCUAAUCAGAAAUGCAGCAGCUGAACGGGCAGCCAGGAAGGCAACGUGGAUGUGGGGUCCAGCUCUGACCCACAAACCUCCAUGGGGUGGCCAGAGGGGGAAAUGGGGAGCCUGUUGUGUCAGAACCAUGUCCCACCAGGGCACCCUCUGCUCCACACAUCAUUGUGCCUCCCCAGGUGCUGCAGCACCAACGCAGGGGAGAGCCCAGCAAAUCCUGCCUGGUUAUGGCUGAAGGGAUCAGGAUUUCUGGACAAAGGGAUAUGAGGCUGGGGGGUUCUGGGAUCCUUCUCUGGACAUCUGGUACCAUGUCCCAGAGCCCCAAAGGCAGAUCCUGCGUGGGACUUGGAAGAAUGUGCCUGACUCUGGGAAAGGGGACACUGGGAACUGAGGAGGAGGAAUAAAUGAGUGCAGAAAAGGACUUGCAGACUAUGCAGGGGGGAAAGCCUGGACCAGGCAGUACCUCGGCAGUCAUGGGGGGGAUGAUAGCUCAGCUCAGGCUGGGAGCCCAGCUGAAAAUGAGGGUCAGGGCAGCACGAGAAGCCUCUCCAACUCAUUGUGAGCAGCUGAAGGAGCAGGGUGGGCAAGGGCAAGGGGCCUGUGGAAGGCUGCAGGGAAAGGUUUCAAAGGAAAAAAAAAACAAAAACACAGCCCAGUAAGAGCAGCAAAAACACGUGUGUGCUUUAUCCUC